GGGAAUCGAAGUUAUGGUACGUGUGAGAUAGAGGAUUUAAAUUUAACUCCAGACGUGUGAGCUUUAUCUGAUAUGCACGUUUUUAGAUGCAGGUAGGUGAUAACCAUUUAAAUAAAAAGAUGUGGGUUUGAGGAAACUCGCCAAUUCUCCACAAUACCGACAUCGAAUAAAAUAUUGUAGCUGGGGCAUACAAACAUGGUGAAAACAAAUGAAAUUUCUGUCUUACAAAGGAUCUCUUGGUUAUUUAAUGUGAUAUUUCAUCAAAUAGUGGCAGUGUUAACCGUUUUUAUUUUAUGGAUAGUUUUUAAACAUUAUGAACUGAACGAGAAUUUUACAUGGCAUAUUAUAUUGUGCACAAUUGCGUACGUUCCUCUAAUGGCUGAAGCAGUCAUACUUUUCUGGGGCGAUAAUCUCUGGAGUCAGAACAUCGACAGGACGAAAAAGUACUGGAUUCAUGGCACCGUCUUGUUACUUAGCGCCGUUUCUGUAACAGUAGGAAUCAGUUUGUUGAUUCAAGCGGAGCCACCGGGUGCAAAACAUUUCUCCACUAAUCAUGGGUUAACAGGUUUGAUUUCGUGGAUUUUAGUUUUGCUUUCCGUAAUCUUGGGAUUUAUCUCCGCGAAUGCUCAAAAACUAAAGUUCAUAAUGCGUCCAGUGUUUUUCAAAUUCAUCCACAACUUGCUAGGCAUUGCUGGUUACGUCAUUGGUGCGGUGAGUCUGGGGUACGGCAUCAAUUACGGCAUCCUCGGACAAUUUUCGUCGAAAGACGCGGAAAGAGCUGCGAUAUGGUGUUUGGGAAUUGCUGUAUUUUGGAGUUUAAUUGCUGCGUUGAAGUCGUGUUAUAACCAAAUCAAAGAUAUUUUUAGUUCCUCAUAAUUUUUAGGUAUAAAAUUAAUAAAUAAGAAAAAAUA
Messenger RNA from Aethina tumida (small hive beetle), 911 nucleotides. RefSeq names its product transmembrane reductase CYB561D2. Lineage: Eukaryota; Metazoa; Arthropoda; Insecta; Coleoptera; Nitidulidae. Bases 196 to 876 code for a protein of 226 amino acids. Gene Ontology annotation, molecular function: transmembrane monodehydroascorbate reductase activity. The transcript has 3 exons. The record is from RefSeq and is a predicted model, not a curated record.